CCGAAUACUAAGUAUAACAUUGGGGUCGUCGGCGCUUGUUUCUUCCCUGGGUGCGAGAUCCGUUUUGUUGUUGGUUGUUUUUGGCUUUUGGUUUGAAGUACCGCUGUAGUCUUUCGCGUCUGCGUCAUGGCAAUGUGUCCUCGCAAUUUGGUUGUUUCCGGCUGCGCGACAUGUCGCGUGUCAGCCUGUCGUUCUAGUAGGCCUUUUUCCUUGGGCACGCCCAUCUCCCGUCUUUCUUCUCCCUCGCCUACCGAAACUCCUGGGAUUGGCCCGUCCGGGUCGUCACGGGGGAUUUACCUAUCUUGCCGGUUGCAGUACGACUCUUCGCCACGUGCGUCGUCUCCACGCGGUCACCCCGCUGGUGCACAGCUCGGUGCUGCCGCCGCAUGUUAGAAAGGCUUACCCCAUUAGACUUCAGUCAGCGCUGACUGAGUAGUCUAAUGGGGAAAAGAACUAUGGGUGCUUGUACAAGUGACCAGCCGGGUACCCGUGCGUGAGACUUGUGUCGCCAAUUGGUAAACAAUUUGUCUAGUCAGCGCUGACUGUGUAGUCCAAUGGGGUAACCCUUUACUAGCACGUGAUACACGCACGGGUUCGAAUUCCAGCUGGUCACUUUCACAAGCACCCUUAGUUCUUUUCCUGCAGCGCCUGACGAGGGGUCCGUCCCCGGAGAUCCCUACUUCCAAAAAAUCCCAGUGACCAGCCGGGUGGCUACGAGCCGAGAGUAUAUCUUUUGUUAGAAAGGCUUAGACUACCCCAUUAGACUACUCAGUCAGCGCUGACUGAGUAGUCUAAUGGGGUGUUAUAUCCUGGGGCUGUGGGCGGUAGAGAAGAGGGGGCUGACCGCUUGAUCCGUGGUGCAACAGCUCGCCCUUUUGAGAAGACGCCUGCAGCUCGAAACCGAUCCGAAACCCGAACCGAAAGUAGUAUAGAAAAUCACGGGAAGUUGGCGGCCGUGAGAAAACCGGCGUCCAAGACGACGCCUGCGGUAGUAAGCCCGUUUCCCCGGGGUAGUUACUGUUUAGCGUAGCGAGCAUCCAGCGCGUUCCUAGUUCUUGCAGUGACUACCGAAAAUCCAAAUCCACUCGCGGUAGGUGAAACCUAGCCGCGCGAUGGUGGUACCAUCCCACCAAAUCGGUUGGGUGACAACGGAGUGAAAGAAGAGAAGAGUUGUUCCCCGCCGUCGGCUUCCCAGUUGGCCGAUGUUGAAGAUAGUGACGCAAACGGCGCCGCGCCUGCGAUUGCUUGUAACGCUAGCCGCUUGCAUCUCUAUCGGCUGUCCCCGUUCUCACUGGUCGGACGCGUAUAUGCCUACUCUUGCCUACGGGGGCGGCGAAAUUUAACAACGAUGACUGAUCCAACAAACACAAAUGAAAAACCCGUCGUAGCGCGAGUUCUGCCGUGUGUAUUGAGGGUUCGCCCCGUUUUCCUGAUUGAAGAAAAACAUCCUCCAAGCUCUAGUCGAGCAGUAGCAGGACGCCAUCUGUCUGAAUUUCUCGCCGAGUGUCAAGGCGUUUCGAUUUUUUGUUUGGCAGAUUUGUUCUUAAGUGCUGCAUGCAUUCACAGACCUAGCCCCUUUUUUUCUGUCUCCGCAGACGAAGUGGAAAUAGAGCUUGAAGUGCAGCGGGCACAGCCGGUUGCCAUCACCGGUCACCGUAUCAGUAGAGGUCCAGGGGGUUCCAUAGCGGUACAAACGACCCGCGUUGGCGCGGACACCGCCAGCCCGCUUGGGGCUUGGGAAUCUUAAGCAAACAUCCAGCAGUAUGGUAGUUUUGUGCACACGUAUUGGGUGGCAGUACAUUACGUCAAGUAGGUGCCAACAAUGAGUGCACUGUGACUAUAGUAAGCUUGCCGCGCUCCGCGCGCAAGCUCGCUCCCGUAAUUCCCUUUAUGUGCCACCAGGUUACGCGUUCCUGGCUACAUAGGGGCGUGGUCCGACCUUCCCGUCGGCGGAGAUGAAAGGGGCGCAUGUUUACGUGCGGUCGAAGGAGGAGUGCUGGCAGCUGGGGGUGGUGCAUCAGGUUUCGAGGGCGCGGGAGGAGGACCUCCCGUGCAACGUCCAUUUCGUCGACCUCGAGCGGCGUUUCAAUGUGUCGUCGUCGCCGGCAAAAUAUUGUACGGCGGUGGAUGGUCCGCCUAGCCCAUGGUGCUUUCUGGUGCACAUGCGGUCCGGGAGCGUCCGGCGGAACGGGAGCUGAGGGGUGCGCUGUG
Messenger RNA from Ectocarpus sp. CCAP 1310/34, 2211 nucleotides. The record is from the annotation of a GenBank genome assembly. Lineage: Eukaryota; Phaeophyceae; Ectocarpales; Ectocarpaceae.